Messenger RNA from Cannabis sativa, 3399 nucleotides. RefSeq lists its product as uncharacterized. Lineage: Eukaryota; Viridiplantae; Streptophyta; Magnoliopsida; Rosales; Cannabaceae. Gene Ontology annotation, molecular function: nucleic acid binding; RNA-DNA hybrid ribonuclease activity. The transcript is spliced from 8 exons. The record is from RefSeq and is a predicted model, not a curated record. The coding region runs from base 1 to 3399 and encodes 1132 amino acids.
AUGAAUCAACCUGAUUUCUCUGUUUGUGGUAAGGGUUUGGCCUCUGCUUCAGGGGUUAAGAGACCCUCCUUCCAGUAUCAUCAGGCUGUUAUUGGUGGUUCUUUGAGAUCUACCUUGAAGAGGGCUCGAGCUGGGGAUAGUGAGGAUAGUUCUUCUGCUGCAACUUCAGACCCUGAACAGGCGGAUUGUAUUAUAACUAUCUCUGAUAAUGAAACUUUCCAUUUCACUGGUUUUUAUGGUUCUCCUGAUGCUUCUAAACGUAUGUUUACUUGGGAAUUGCUUGACAAGCUCUAUUAUAAUGCUCCAACUCUUCCUUGGCUUAUUAUGGGGGACUUUAAUAGCUAUCUUUUUCAUAGUGAUAAAUAUGGUAGUACUCGUUUUAAUGCUGUUAAUAUGGAUACUUUUUCUAAGUUUCUAAAUAAAUUCCACCUAUUUCCUCUUCCAUUUAUAGGAAAUAAAUAUACUUGGACCAAUAAUACUAUUUUUGAGAGACUUGAUUGGGCCAUUGUUUCAGACUCUUGGUGUAAUUUAUUCCCUUCUGCUGCCCUUCAUCACUUACCCUACUAUGGCUCUGAUCAUCGUGCUUUGAAAGUGAUGGUCACUCAGAAUGUCCCUAAUCAUCAUCCUCAUAGUAUUAAACGAUUUCAUUUUGAAAAUGUAUGGCUUGAGAACCCUGAUUUCUAUACCACUCUCAAUAAUGCCUGGGGUUCCAGUUCUCAUAAUGUGUCCACUGUAGGAGCUUACUCUAGGUUCCUUCAUUCCCAAAAAGCUUCUAUCACUUCCCUUACUUCUUGGGGUAGGUCUGUUGGGAAUUCCUUUAAGCCUAGGAUUGCUUAUCUUCAAAAAGAAAUUGAGAGGCUCCAAUCCAUUCAUCCUAGGGACAGUGAUACACUUUCUCACAUUAAACAUAUUCAAUCACAGCUUGAUGCUCUUUUGUAUAGGGAGGAGGUUUAUUGGCGUCAAAGGGCUAGGGUUAAUUGGCUUAGGGCUGGGGAUAGGAAUACAACUGUGGAGGAUAUGAGUAAUUUUGUUCUCUCGUAUUUUGAGGAUCUUUUUCAUUGUGAUGGUUGUGAUACGGAGGCUGUUAAUCAUAUCCUUGAUUGCCUUGGUUUCCCUUUUGAGGAUUUGGAGAUUGAUUUCUUGAAUCAGCCUUUUAUGUUUGAUGAAGUCCAAAAAGCUGUGUUUCAGCUUUCGGGUGAUAAGGCCCCUGGUCUGGAUGGUCUUAAUGCCUAUUUUUAUCAAAGGAAUUGGGACACUGUAGGUGUGGAUCUUAUUAAUGCAGUAUUGGAUUGUUUGAAUAAUGGGGCUGAUUUUUCUGAAGUUAACGGCACUUUAAUUGUACUUAUUCCUAAAAAAAGAGGGCUAAUUUUAGACCAAUUAGCCUUUGUUCAACCUUCUAUAAAAGUUAUAUUUGAUAAUAUUUUGAUUGCACAAGAGGUAGUCCAUGCUAUUAAUACUAGGAAACAUGGUAAAAGUGGAUGGGCUGCAUUAAAGCUUGAUAUGGCUAAGGCUUUUGACAGGGUCAAUUGGCACUAUUUAGAAAGUGUAAUGCUUCAUUUCAAUUUCCCUGUCUCCUUUGUUUCCUUGAUUAUGAAAUGUGUGACCACCUCCAGCCUCUCAUUUUUGGUUAAUGGGCUAUCUUCCCUUCUAUGUGCUCAUCAAUGUUCUGGUUCUCUUAAGGGGAUAUCUAUUUCUAGGAGGGCUCCUUCUAUUUCCCAUCUUCUAUUUGCUGAUGAUAGCCUUAUUUUUUGUUCUACUGAUAGGGAUUCUUGUAGCUCUCUUAGGAAUAUUUUUCAUCUUUAUUCUAUAGCUUCCAGGUCUAAAUAUCAUUCCUUUGCCUUCCUUAAGGAUAGAGUUCUGUCUGUACUUCCUAGUUGGUCAGGCUUCCUGUUAAAUUGUGUAAAGGAAUUGAAGCUGCGAUGGCUAGAUUCUGGUGGGGAUCUUCUGGCUAUGCUUGAGAAGCAAGCUUGGAAAAUUUUAAAACAACCUAACUCUUUGUUGUGUCGUGUGCUUAAAGCUAGAUAUUUCCCAAAUUCUUCUAUAUUGGAAGCUGUCCCAGGUCAUAACCCUUCUUAUGCUUGGAGGAGCAUCCUUUGGGGAAGAGAUUUGAUGGCUUCGGGUUUAAUUUGGAAGAUUGGGGAUGGGGAAAACAUUUUAACCAUUGAUGAUCAUUGGAUCCCCAAUAAGAAAUAUCUUUGUUAUAAAGAUGGUAUUUUGCCUCCUUCAACUAAGCUUUCUUUUUUCAUUUCAGAUUCUGGGUAUUGGGAUUCUACUAAGCUUAGGAAUCAUUUUUAUGAGUCUGAUAUUCAGGAUAUCCUUGAAGUCCCAAUCACUGGUUUUUCUGGCAAAGAUGAUAUUAUUUGGUCUAGAGAAAGUUCUGGUCUUUUCACUGUUAAGUCUGCUUAUCAUUUGGCUCUCUCUACUCAGGAUAUCCCAUCCUCAUCAUCUGCUGUGAAUUCUAGGAAGUUUUGGAAUAAAAUUUGGCAUUCUCAAGCCCCUCCAAAAAUUAAACACUUUAUGUGGAGAGUUGUGUCUCAUACUAUUCCUGUUGCUUCCAAUCUUUUUGUUAGGCAUAUUCUCUAUUCCCCACUUUGUUCUUUUUGUAAGAGUAGUCUAGAAACGGUUCAUCAUGCUCUGCUAGGGUGUUCCAGAUUGAGAAAGGCUUGGAAAUCAUCAAGGUUUUUGGAUCAUUAUCAUAAAUAUAAACAUCUUGAUAUUACUGAUUUUUUGCUGUGUUCUUUUGAGGCUCUGGAUAAGGAUUAUAUUAGUAUUUUGUUUUGCUUUUUGUGGGCCUUGUGGAAUCAAAGAAAUAAUUAUAUACAUCAUCAUACUGUUAUGCCUGCUGCUGAUAUCUUUGAUUGGAGUGUUAAUUAUUUUUUCCAGUACAUUGAUGCACAGAAAAAUAUUCAGACUUGUAGUGUUGCAGCACAGGCUCCUAGCAUGGUCUCGGAUGGUGUUUCUGGGUCUUCUUUGCAGGUGUAUACUGAUGCUGCCAUUGACAAUUGUGGUCAAAGGCAUAGCUUUGGUAUUGUGGUUGUUGAUAAUUCUGGACUUAUGAAAGCUGGUGUUGUAAAGCCUUGUAUUGGAGGUAUCCCUGCAAUCAUAGCUGAAGCAAAGGCAAUUUAUCAUGCUCUUCAGUGGGUUCAAUUGCUUCACCUUCCAGUGGACAUUUUGAAGACUGAUUGUAAAACUAUAGUGGAUAAACUAAAUUCUUGUAAUUGGAAUGCUAGUCCUCUGGAUGAUAUUUUAAUGGGGAUUAAGAACUUGUUAUCUUUCAGUCCUAAUCUUAGAAUUGAACAUGUGUAUAGGGAUUCUAGUCAAUUAGCUCAUUGGGCUGCAAAACUAGGAUUAGGAUUAGAUAAUGAGUUAGUUUGGAAUGGUUCUUUACCAUCCCUUUAA